Messenger RNA from Lontra canadensis (Northern American river otter), 2152 nucleotides. It is a transcript of the gene TMEM108, whose product is annotated as transmembrane protein 108. NCBI's taxonomy places the organism in Eukaryota, Metazoa, Chordata, Mammalia, Carnivora, Mustelidae. Gene Ontology annotation, cellular component: endosome membrane; early endosome; axon. Gene Ontology annotation, biological process: dendrite extension; retrograde axonal transport; postsynaptic density organization. The record is from RefSeq and is a predicted model, not a curated record. The transcript has 6 exons. Bases 229 to 1977 code for a protein of 582 amino acids.
GCGUGCGCGAGCGGCGGGGCUUUCUCCGGAGCCGUCGGAGGGAGCCGGAGCGCUUCUCCUGAGUUGGUGAUCAGUCAGUGGUGGUCCAACAUGCAGAAGUGAGUGAGUGGUGAAAAGCAGCAGAGCUGAUGGGUCAUGAGGAUGUAAGUGCGUUGGAAGGCUCUCACACCCUUUACUCCAGGACAGAAUCAUGAAUAAACUGGAGGACAAGCAGGACCAGAUGAUACCAUGAAGAGAAGUUUACAGGCCCUCUAUUGCCAACUAUUAAGCUUCCUCCUGAUCUUGGCACUGACCGAAGCACUGGUAUUUGCCACCCAGGAACCAUCUCCCAGAGAAUCUCUUCAGGUCCUCCCCUCAGGCACCACCCCAGACACCAUGGUGACAGCAACCCUCAGCUCUACCAGACAUUCUUCCAUGGCAACUGCCCCCACUUCUGUGGGCUCACUGACCCCCCAUCCCAAUGGAUCCUCCUCACAGGCUGCAGCUCCCAUGGCAAUGACAACACCCCAUCCAGAUGGACGCCCUCCUACAAACACCGUCUCCACCAUCAUGAUGACAGCAACCACCCCACAUUCUGAAGGCCCCCUAACCACAGGGCCCCUUCCUGCUGCCAUGGUAACCACAUCCUCCCACUCAGAGGGCCAUCCCCAGGGGGAAGCUAUGGCCACCAUCCUGCUGACAAAGCCAACGGGAGCCACCAGCCGUCCCAUCACAGCACCUACCCGGGCUACCACGCGCAGACCUCCCAGGCCCCCAGGCUCUUCCCGAAAGGGGACCAGCAGUUCAUCACGCUCUGUCCUGCCCGCACCUAGUGGCCACCACUCUGGGAGGAAGGAAGGCCAGCGGGGACGAAAUCAGAGCUCCACACAUCUGGGGCAGAAGCGGCCCCUGGGGAAAAUCUUUCAGAUCUACAAAGGCAACUUUACAGGGUCUAUAGAACCUGACCUGUCCACCCUCACUCCCAGGAACCCACUCUGGGGUUAUUCUUCCUUGCCACAACCCCAGACAGUGGCCACAACCAUGGCGCCCAGCAGGACCUCGUGGGCACCACCCACCACCCCCCUGGUGCCUGCAGAGGACAAGCCAGGCCUUAGCAGAGCAGACCAGGGGGGUGGUUCCACCUUCACCAGCCAAGGAGGGGAGCCGGACACCACAGUAGCCUCAGGUGCCCCUGCCAGUCCACAACCUGCCCCAGUGCCUUCUCAGCGCCCCCGCGGUGACCCACAGGAUGGCCCCAGCCACAGUGACUCCUGGCUUACUGUCACCCCCGGCAUCAACAGACCUCCAUCUACCAGCUCUGGGGUCUUCACAGCCACCGCGGGGCCCACCCAGGCUGCCUUCAAUGCCAGUGUCUCCGCCCCUUCCAAGGGGACCCCUCAGGGAACAUCUUCAACCUCGCAGGCCCCAGCCCUCCCCACCAGGGGCUCAGAAAGCACUGUUUCCCAAGCCAAGGAGGAGGCUACAACCACCCCCACCACAACCAACAGGGUGCCCAGUCCUUUCUCCACAGUGGUGUCCACAGCCACAGGAAACUUCCUCAACCGCCUAGUCCCUGCCGGGACCUGGAAGCCUGGAACAGCAGGGAAUAUAUCCCAUGUGGCCGAAGGGGACAAACCCCAGCACAGAGCCACCAUCUGCCUGAGCAAGAUGGACAUCGCCUGGGUGAUCCUGGCCAUCAGUGUACCCAUCUCCUCCUGCUCUGUCUUGCUGACAGUGUGCUGCCUGAGGAGGAAGAAAAAGACGGCCAAUCCAGAGAACAACCUGAGCUACUGGAACAAUGCCAUCACCAUGGACUACUUCAAUAAGCAUGCUGUGGAGUUACCAAGGGAGAUCCAGUCCCUUGAAACCUCUGAGGACCAGCUCUCGGAACCCCGAUCCCCAGCCAAUGGUGACUACAGAGACACUGGGAUGGUCCUCGUCAACCCCUUCUGCCAAGAAACACUGUUUGUGGGAAAUGAUCAAGUAUCGGAGAUCUAACCGCAGCAGCUCUCGCUUUGCUGUUCCCUACCUUUCGUCUCUAAAUUAUAAAUAUACAAAUAUAUAUUAUAAAUAUAAUCUUUGUGUAACCCUGACUUAAUAAGAAACAUUUUCAGCUUUUUUUUCCUAAGAAUUGUCAACAUCUUUUUUAUAAGUGUGGUUUAAAAAAAAAAAA